UCAGAAAUACGAAGCUGAACGAUUGAUGGUCCAUUAACCACGUUGAAGAAAAUAGCUUGGACCCGAUACACGCGGCGAGUGUACAGAAGCUGUUAUCUUGCGAUAUCGCGUUGACUGAAAAGUAUUUUUAGCUUUAUCUCUGUGCUAAUUAAUCGAAGUUACCAUAGUUUCCACGCUCUUCUGAAUGCACAGAACGUUGAGAUAAGUAUUCACCGUGACUCGAGUGUUUUUGGAAAAAUAUUGAGUUAGUUGUAAAUUGAUGUUUUGCAGAUAAUUAUUGAUAACAAUAUUCAAAUAUUAGAGAAAUAUUAAAAAUAAAAAAUUAAUGGCCCAUGAGGGGAUCGAACCCGCGACCUUCGCGUUAUUAGCACGACGCUCUAACCAACUGAGCUAAUGGGCCGUUGCUUAAGCGCUACAAUUUUAGCAAUUUCAUUGCAGUCCAUGACAUCUUUGUUAUUUGAACGUUAUAUUUAUUAAAGAAACGAGUAAAUAAUAGGUAAAUAGUAAUUGCGAGAUUAAUAGACAUCAAUUAAAACGUUAAAAAUAAAACAAUAGAAUGUACUGCAUCCAAUAAUAAUAAUAAGAUAAUUACGUACGAACAAAGUUAAUACUGCAAACUGACAGUCUUCUAUUCAUUAAUAUUUUCCGACACCCGUGGCUGUCAAAAUUGUCAUUAACCAAUAAAUUUACAAGUACAAUUUGCAGUUACUAAAGCCUCGAUAUGCCAUCCGAACUGCCCAUUGACACUUUAAACAGACCUUUGCCGGAAAUUGUCUUCAGAAGAAAGAAUAACGCUCUAUUCAAGAAACUAGCGCGCAAGACUCACUUCAAUUUAAAGGAAGUCGAAGCUUUAGCCAUUAUACAUAGGAAGAUAACGCAGACCUUGGGUCCCAUGACAAGACUGGUAUUUAGAGACGUUCUGCAUUCCGGUUUGGAUUUUACGGAAAAUAUCCGACACUUGUACAUCGACAGAAUUUUCAGUCUUUUCGACAAGAAGAACGUUUUGCAGAUCAAUCUUGAACAAUGGAUCGAAGGACUCUCCAUAAUCCUUCACGGUACUAUAGACGAGAAGAUUCAUUUCGCGUUCAGUAUAUACGAUUUCAUGCACACCAACAAGUUGAAGAAGGAACAGAUAUUUCCAUCGAUGCGAGGUUGUUUGAUCAAGCUGCAGACAGACGAAGAUCCCGAUGAAGCUGUGAAGGACUUGAUCGAUUCGUUGUUGAAGAAGCUCGACGUCGAUCGCGACGGUGUGAUAUCCGAGGACGAGUUUUACAGGGCGGUGACAGAAAGGAAUCUCUUGUUGCUGGAGAGCUUGGGACCAGUGUUCCCGUCCAGAGUAGCGCGAAGGACGUUUCUGAGCACGUUCACGGAUCGACUUGGACGAUUCUGACUCACAGAAUCUUGGCGAAACGUGGUUCUUAUUUGCACAAUCGUGUGUCCAGUAGCUUGUCUUUGCUCGUUUUGUCAAGUAAUCAUGUAAAACUAAUGUUUGUAAUAAUAAUA
Ooceraea biroi (clonal raider ant) is the source of this 1503-nucleotide messenger RNA. Its product is annotated as EF-hand calcium-binding domain-containing protein 1. The record is from RefSeq and is a predicted model, not a curated record. NCBI's taxonomy places the organism in Eukaryota, Metazoa, Arthropoda, Insecta, Hymenoptera, Formicidae. Gene Ontology annotation, molecular function: calcium ion binding; kinase binding. Gene Ontology annotation, biological process: calcium-mediated signaling.